UUUAAAUUUUUCAUUUUAGGUUAUAAUAUUUUAACCCCUUUGCUAUCAUUGUUAUGAAAACUCGUUAAUAAUGUUUACAAAUUGUAAAAAAGUCCUUAUUCCUUUAUCAAAAUAUAGAAGGUACAGCGACACUAAAAGUGUAUUACAAAUAAUAGAAAAAGGACAAAUUGGGCAAAAAGUUUUCGUCAAGGGCUGGAUAAAAUCAAUUAGGAAACAGAAAACAGGCACUUUUUUAGACUUCAAUGAUGGCUCGACAAUGCAGAACUUACAACUUGUUAUAUUGCAUAGCCUGGAUACCAAAAUAAGUGUUGGCUCAUCUGUAUCUGCAACUGGAGUAUUACAGAAAUCACCCAAAGGACAAAAUGAAAUAACUGCUGACAAGGUAAAACUUGUUGGGGAAUGUGACCUUGCGAAAGGUUAUCCAUUUGCCCCUAGAAAAUCUUACGAACCGAAGUACAUAAGGGAAUAUCUGCAUUUAAGACCUCGCACAAGAAAAUUUGCGUCACUUUUAAGAAUAAGGCAUGCAGCAACUCUGGCAAUACAUCAAUAUCUCGAUAAAAAUGGUUAUUUUAACAUACACACUCCUAUUAUUACCUCAAACGAUUGCGAAGGGGCUGGAGAAAUAUUUAAGGUGAUGCCAGAUAAUGAACAAUUAAAAAAAUCUAUGGUUAAAGAAAAUCAACCAUUAGAUUCAGCCUAUUUUGAUGGUAAGGCCUAUUUAACUGUUUCUGGUCAGUUACAUUUAGAGGCUGCCGCCCAUUCUCUGAAUAAGGUGUAUUGUUUUGGACCAACAUUCAGAGCUGAAAAUUCUAGAUCUCGACUUCACUUGUCAGAGUUUUACAUGCUCGAGCUUGAACAAGCAUUUAUGGAGAAACUGGAUGAUUUGUUGGAUAUUGUCGAAGACCUUGUAAAAAAUGUCACUACGGUAUUAUUGCAGAACAACCAAGGUGAUAUUGAGAUGUGUAGAGGGAAGAAACUGGAUGAUUCAUGGGUGAAUAAGGAAUUUGUUAGGAUACAACAUUCAGAGGCUCUUGAUAUACUGACGAAUAAGUUAAAUAAAGUUGUUAAGCCAAAUGUAGGAAUUUCCAAGGAGCAUGAACUUGCUUUGACAGAAUAUUUUGAAAAUGUUCCAGUUUUUGUCACAAAUUGGCCCUUAGAAGAAAAACCUUUUUAUAUGAAAGGCAUUUCAAAUAAUAAGGUAGCAGCAUUUGACUUAUUAGCUCCCAAUAUUGGAGAAAUAGCAGGCGGCAGUUUGCGCGAAAACGACUAUGACCAGCUGAAAUCCAAAAUAUCUUCAAGCAAUCCGCAUCUCGAAUGGUAUUUGGAUCUUCGAAAGUUCGGUAGCGUCCCGACCGGCGGAUUUGGUUUGGGAUUUGAGCGAUACAUUCAAUUUAUUUUAGGCAUCGAUUCAAUUAAAGAUUGCAUACCUUUUCCUAGAUGGCCACACAACUGUUCAUUGUAAAUUCUAAUAUAAGAAUAGUAAAUAAAGUUGAUUUACCGCCA
Molecule: messenger RNA, 1503 nt
Organism: Anthonomus grandis grandis
Lineage: Eukaryota; Metazoa; Arthropoda; Insecta; Coleoptera; Curculionidae
Gene: AsnRS-m
Product: probable asparagine--tRNA ligase, mitochondrial
Exons: 4
Coding region: 71-1462 (463 amino acids)
Biological process (GO): asparaginyl-tRNA aminoacylation
Cellular component (GO): mitochondrion
Molecular function (GO): asparagine-tRNA ligase activity; ATP binding; nucleic acid binding
Source: RefSeq, a predicted model, not a curated record